AUGUUACACGUACCCUAUACAUUCCAAAAUACCUUUGUUGCCGUUGUGGGAGAGUUUGUUGGAACUUUCAUGUUCCUCUUCUUCGCAUUUGCUGGUGGCCAGGUCUCCAACACCCCUAAGCCAGCUGAGGGGGCGGCACCAAACACUUCGAACCUACUCUAUCUGUCCCUUUCCUUCGGAUUUUCUCUGCUUGUGAAUGUCUGGACAUUUUACCGUGUGACGGGUGGCUUAUUUAAUCCAGUGGUCACUCUAGCUCUCUGCCUCUGCGGAGGCAUGCAUCCUGUUCGUGGUGUGUUAGUUUUUGCUUCUCAAAUUAUAGCGGGAAUUGCAUCAGCAGGCGUGGUUAGUUGCUUGUUCCCAGGACCUCUAAGUGUUGGGACCAGGCUGGGAGGUGGCACCUCAAUCUCCCAGGGCCUGUUCAUUGAGAUGUUCCUGACAGCACACCUGGUAUUUGUCGUGAUUAUGUUGGCUGUAGUGAAGCAAAAGUCAACGUUCCUCGCGCCUGUUGGGAUCGGCCUGGUUUUAUUUGUGAACCAACUAGUCGGAACCUACUAUACCGGCUGUGCCCUCAACCCUGCGCGUGCCCUUGGCCCUGACGUGAUCAACCGCAGCUUCCCAGGAUAUCACUGGAUCUACUGGGUAGGACCAUUACUGGGGUCUCUCCUUGCUUCUGGAUUCUAUGGUUUUCUCAGUAUAUUUCACUAUGAGACCGUUAAUCCGGGCCAAGAUUUUAAUCAGUGGGAGGCCGCUGCGGGCCCCGGCCCGUGGCACGAAGAAAUAAACAAGCACAGCGGUGCGCCAAACCAUUCACACUUAUCAGGUGAUCAGCCAACCCUCCAUCAAGACAAUGUGUGA
Aspergillus oryzae RIB40 is the source of this 855-nucleotide messenger RNA. RefSeq lists its product as uncharacterized. The transcript is spliced from 3 exons. Gene Ontology annotation, biological process: transmembrane transport. NCBI's taxonomy places the organism in Eukaryota, Fungi, Ascomycota, Eurotiomycetes, Eurotiales, Aspergillaceae. The record is from RefSeq and is a predicted model, not a curated record. The coding region runs from base 1 to 855 and encodes 284 amino acids. Gene Ontology annotation, molecular function: water channel activity. Gene Ontology annotation, cellular component: plasma membrane.